AUGACAGUGUUCGGGAUCCCCCGGGAUAACCUCACGUUCCUUUGGUCCGACACGGAGCUAGCCCGACUCGGGAGCAGCUUUCGGGAGAAAUUCAUCUUCGUCGGCGGCGGCAAAACAUAUGACCACGAUACCAUCAUGCAGUGGUUUAAUUUUACUACCAGUACCAACGCUACCAGCUGGGAGGUGGUGUACUCCGACGUGGCCAAGUUGUUUCUACUCUCGCCACUGUGCCUCAUUCUGAUGUGUCAGGUUGGGUGGGGGAUGAUGCAGGCCGGAGCAUCCAGAGUGGAGAGCGCCGCCACGCCCUUCCUCGCCAACAUACUCACACUAGGCGUCUCUGUGUUGUCUGUCUGGAGUGUCGGAUACGCGUUUGCACGGUCAGACGGGGCAGCACCUUUGGGCUACAGCAACUGGUUUAGUCACGACUUUGAGAGUCACAAAGCUCUUGACUGGCUGUUGCACUUUUGCGCAUGCGUCACCACCGCAAACAUUGCCUCAUCCGGUGGGCUAGAGCGGUGCCCGCUAUAUGUGCACGUUAUAGUUACCUCCACAAUCUCAGGGUUGUUGUGUGGCGUGGUGAACCGAUGGACGUGGCACCAGGACAGUUGGACAAUCCUUCAGGCCCCCUUGCAUGGCGCUCCAUUCACGGACCUUGGCGGAAGCGGCGUGAUCCACGUGGUUGGCGGGUCGGCAGCGCUGGUGGCCACUUAUAUGCUUGGACCGCGCUUCUAUAGGAUCCGGCCCCGCCCGUCCAAGAUAAUCUUUAAUGACCUGGACGGACACUCACUUCCGCUCGAGAUGUUAGGAUGGUACUUGUGUUUUGUGUGUAUCACGUGCACUAACUUCGUGCGCGCGACAGUCACAUGCAUCACGUGCAGCACGGUCGUCCACCGUCUCGCGAUGGCCGCCAGUAACAGUCUCGUGGCCGGAGGGGCCUCCGCCAUAUCCACCGGGUUAACCGUGCACCUGUUGACUAAUCUACUAGGCCUGCGGAGGUUCCACUAUUCGCUGUGUAGAAUGACGGCCAACGGCGCUCUCCUCGGCCUGGUAUCUGUGGCCGCUGGUUGUCACGUAUACGCUCACUGGGCAGCGUUUGUCAUCGGCGUGACGUCAACAGUCGGUUACGUCACGUGGAGUGCCAUUCUAUACGCGUUACGCGUUGAUGAUCCAGUUGGGGCCGUUGCAGUUCAUCUGGGCGGUGGGUUGUGGGGUCUAGCGUGCGGGCCACUGUUCACCCCGGGCUCCGGGCUUCUAUUUGCCCAUCACUCCGGAAGGGCUACGCUGGCGCUGUUAUGGAACGUGUUGACGGGCCUCCUGUUGGCGGGAUGUUCCGCCUUCGUGACGGGUAUCGCGUUGCUGGUGCCCCGCCUUCUCUCCUGCGUCCCCUUGUCGCAUUCCAGACAGAUACACGGCAUGGAUAUGGAGUACCUUGGUCAACAGGCGUACCCCGACAAUGACCGGAUGACGCCCUUUAACACUGACGUCAUAGAAGACCGUGAACGUUUCGAAGACUCACACGUUACACUAUCCAAUUCACCGGCUCCUUCUGUGACGUCGCCCAUUUCGCCGAUGUCACUUUCUCUUGUAAAGUCACCCAUGUCAAAACAGAUCAUGACACUGCCUCCUUUCGAGACAUUGGACAUGUGUGACAUCGAAAUGGCGGCGCGGUCUCCAGGCUCAAAGUCGCUGCCUUCCUUCUCACGCUCCCCAGGGUACGCCGACCGUCGCGUAUGGUUCUGGGGGGAGCGACUCGCGGAUCAGGUGGCGCCGGCAACGCCGACACGCGGAUACAGGGACGAAGACAUGCUACGUGAUGUAGAAUUCUGA
Molecule: messenger RNA, 1827 nt
Organism: Mya arenaria
Lineage: Eukaryota; Metazoa; Mollusca; Bivalvia; Myida; Myidae
Product: putative ammonium transporter 1
Exons: 14
Coding region: 1-1827 (608 amino acids)
Biological process (GO): ammonium transmembrane transport; ammonium homeostasis
Cellular component (GO): membrane
Molecular function (GO): ammonium channel activity
Source: RefSeq, a predicted model, not a curated record